Molecule: messenger RNA, 690 nt
Organism: Acytostelium subglobosum LB1
Lineage: Eukaryota; Evosea; Eumycetozoa; Acytosteliales; Acytosteliaceae
Exons: 2
Coding region: 1-690 (229 amino acids)
Source: RefSeq, a predicted model, not a curated record
AUGUUCAACACAAAGUAUUUCUUGUUCUUCUUUGCUGCCUUGUUGGUCAUUGCCUCGGCUCAAGACCACCGUUGCUCAAACACCCCAGGUUACCAAUCAUGGUUCCAAAUGACCUCCUUCAAUGCCAUGUUCCCAUCUGGCUCUGGCUCGAACGUUGCACUCUCAUUCUUUGAGGAGGGUAACUCAACUAUUGACUUCCAUGGACAGAGAGAGAGAAGCGACUACAGGAUCGUGAUGACUGAGGGUGUUGUUGAGGGUUCAAUCUGGUUGUUUGGAAAGACUAGCGAGAUGUACGUUCUCCAGGCUGGUCAGUGCACCAAGAUGCCACUGAACUUCCCAGUGCCAGACGGAUUCCCCAUCGGACCAAACAACUACAUUGGCAACACCAGACUCGGCCAGUUCUUUGUCGAGGCCUACUUCCUCACCGACCAAUCGCCAUCGACCGCCCUCAACCAGACCAUCUACUACGACGAGAAGUCCUGCUCGGUCGUCUCCUCGUUUGCCGUCAAUGCCGACCCCGCCACCCCAGGCAACAGCAUCAUGAACUUCUUCAACUUUGAGGACCGUUUCCACGAGUCUUCAUUCGAUCUCCCAGCCGCCUGCACCCAGACCCGCGCUGUCCUCCACCGCAGACACCAGCAGAUCGUCCUCCCCAACCACAUCCACAUGCUCUUUGGUGCUAGAUUCUAA